Messenger RNA from Hippocampus zosterae (dwarf seahorse), 2541 nucleotides. RefSeq names its product GTP cyclohydrolase 1 (gene gch1). Gene Ontology annotation, molecular function: GTP cyclohydrolase I activity; zinc ion binding; GTP binding. The transcript has 6 exons. Lineage: Eukaryota; Metazoa; Chordata; Actinopteri; Syngnathiformes; Syngnathidae. The record is from RefSeq and is a predicted model, not a curated record. The coding region runs from base 150 to 920 and encodes 256 amino acids. Gene Ontology annotation, biological process: tetrahydrofolate biosynthetic process; tetrahydrobiopterin biosynthetic process. Gene Ontology annotation, cellular component: cytoplasm.
ACUGUCAUUCAAUAAAAAAUACAAGCGAGUUGUGCCAAGCGCUUUCACUCAACAAGUGCUCAGUAGACGGCAAGAGAGAGAGAGAGAGAGACAGAGAGAGAGAGAGAGAACAAGAAAUAGAGGUGGGGGUGCAGACAGUCCCAGAAGUGAUGGAACACUCAAGGCAGACUGAGUUCACCUCCAACGACGGACAAGGCACGAGAGACACCACUUUGGUGGUCAACGGACACUUUGACGGAGUAGUCAAAAAGCCGUCCGCUGCUCUCCAGAGUCCGGCCACAGAGUCCGUGUCGCAUCGGUCGGCAGCCUCGGUGUCGGAGAGCUGGAAGGAGGAGCACGCCAGGAGCGUGGAGGAUAACGAGGUUAGCCUCCCGUCACUGGCCGCAGCUUACACCACCAUCUUACGCGGGCUUGGAGAAGACCCACAUCGGCAAGGGCUCGCCAAAACUCCCUGGAGAGCCGCCACCGCCAUGCAGUUCUUCACCAAGGGCUACCAGGAGACUAUCAUCGAUGUGCUGAAUGAUGCCAUCUUUGAUGAGGAUCACGAUGAGAUGGUGAUCGUGAAAGACAUCGACGUGUUCUCCAUGUGCGAACAUCACCUGGUGCCCAUCAUUGGCAGGGUUCACAUCGGUUACCUCCCCAACAAGCGAGUUUUGGGCCUCAGCAAGCUGGCCAGGAUUGUGGAGAUCUACAGCCGCAGACUACAAGUUCAAGAGAGGCUGACCAAGCAAAUUGCCGUGGCCAUCACUGAAGCCCUGCACCCCACCGGGGUCGGUGUUAUCAUGGAAGCUACUCACAUGUGUAUGGUGAUGCGAGGCGUCCAAAAGAUGAACAGCAAGACCAUCACCAGCACCAUGUUGGGAGUCUUCAGGGAAGACCCCAAAACUCGCGACGAGUUUCUGACGCUGGUCAGGAGCUAAAGUUCCUCCUUCACUUGUUGCCAGGGGUUAGCUCCAUUUGCACGGACCAGCUAAUGUGCAACCUCUGUGUGUGCGCGCGCGUGUGUGUUUAUGUUACCAACCAGAGGAAGUAAAACAUUCCACUUACCGUACUUCACAUGAUCAGACAUACUGUGUCUGCCUCAAACUCCACUUCAGAUGCUUGGAAUUAACCAGUCCGAAUAAUUCUCAAGAAGUUGGUUGCUAAUCAUAUUUUUUAACAGAUCUAAUUUAUAAAAAUGAAGUAUGUGUAUCCAGUAUGAUGACAUUUCUUGAAAAUACAAUAUGAAUAUUGUAUCCAUCCAUUUUCUAUAGUGCUCGUCCUCUGAGCUGGAGCGGAGAGUCGGGGUGCACCCUGGACUGGUUGUCAGUCAUUUGCAUAUUCUGCAACGUCGUUCAGCCCACAUUGUGAAAACAACUGUGAAUGCUUGUUUUGUCUGAUUGUGCCCGGCGAUUGGCCAGUGACCACUCCAGGGUGUACCGCACCUCAAAGUCACCUGUGAGGUGACCCCAAUGAGGUCAAGCAGUAUCAAAAGCGGGUUGGUCAGAUGGACUUCAUAGGACAGCAUGUUUGUUUGUUGAAUUGAACACUGUUAAGUGCCCACCGGGUUGAAUGCGUCUGGUCAGUCAGCUUGGACAGACUUGCGCUCCGUCGCGUAGAAACAUUCCUUUGAGAUUUUUUGAAAGGAAGGAAUAUAUUCUUCUCAUUCAUGCUCAUUUUUAUUCUCUCAUGGAAGGUUGUGUCUGUAUGUGCCAACUUGCCUCAAUCAUGUGUCGCUGAUUGUGAUAUACAGUGAGCUCAUAAUCAAAAGUAAAUGUAUGUGUGUGUGUUCUUGUGCCAGAACGUGUCAAUGUUAUGUCUGGUGAGUUGUUACAAGUUGAAUUGUGUAUUGCAUUUGGUUCCCGAAUGCAUCCUUAUGUGGCUAUUGUGUUGUAUGUUUGGAAUUGUGAGCGUGGCUCAUUUUUGUGAGGCCUUGCAGAGGGGAAAAGCCAAUUCUGUGGCUACUUCAUUAUUAUUAUUGUCACUUUAGGUAUGUGUUUAUUUGGACUUCUUGAUUGAAAAUGAUACAUUCUUGUGACAGUAAUAACAGUGAGAAGAAGUUCUUGUCUUUCCCUCAGGCUGGUGCGAUGUUGUGGAAUUCUCUAUGAAGCCAACAGGUUCACUACAAAUGAACAUCAGUAAAUGUUCAUCCGGUGCAGAAAGACAAAUUCUAUCUGUCUGUCUUGAAAUCAACAUGAUUUGGUCAUUCUGGUAUGGAGGAUAGUUUGGACGAGCUUUGAACACAUCUUUUGCAGGAUCGUGUAAAAUCUAGUGCUAAAACAAUUCCGUUUGACUGCAAGUCAAUUGGACACCAAAACGAUAUUUGCCUUGUAAGCAAUACAAUAAGCGACAAAAACAACAAAGCGUCCAUGAAAAUUUCUGACAUGUUCAAGACUCGUAUGGAACUGAGGCCAAGGAAGGGGCCGUCCGGCUUUUACACUUGCAAUCUGUCCACAAGUAUUUGGGAAGUGACCGCUGCCUUUUUGUGUCUGCACCAGUGACUCGUGACUAUUGUGCUGUGGGAAAUGAAUAAAAAUGAAAAUAUUUCUUUGUUACAAAUAA